Cimex lectularius (bed bug) is the source of this 2145-nucleotide messenger RNA. RefSeq names its product peptidylprolyl isomerase domain and WD repeat-containing protein 1. The coding region runs from base 109 to 2016 and encodes 635 amino acids. Lineage: Eukaryota; Metazoa; Arthropoda; Insecta; Hemiptera; Cimicidae. The transcript is spliced from 13 exons. The record is from RefSeq and is a predicted model, not a curated record. Gene Ontology annotation, biological process: protein peptidyl-prolyl isomerization. Gene Ontology annotation, molecular function: protein binding; peptidyl-prolyl cis-trans isomerase activity.
UUUGCCGGCGUUAAGCGAGUUUCUCUGACUGUUACAAGUACACUAUACAAGUAAAAAAAAAUUUUGAAAAUCCGACCGUAAAAAUCAGUAAAGAAAAAGAUCACGACGAUGGAAAAGGCCGAAAAUGAAAAUACAAAAGCGGAAACUCAUCAUAGAAAUGGAAACGAUUCGUCAGACAGCGAAGAUAAAGAAAUGGUAAAAAGGAAAAGGAAAAAGCGCAACGAAGACUUGCACGAAUCAUCUCACAAAGAAGAUGACCCUAAGAAAAAACAUGUGCUAAGUGAUGAGAACUUUGAGAUCUAUUAUAGAAAUUUGCCUUCAUCAGAGUCAUACGAGAAAAGUUAUAUGCACCGAGAUGUGAUUACGCAUAUUAAGUUUACAAAAACAAAUUUCCUGAUUACUGCUAGUGUUGAUGGUGCCAUAAAAUUUUGGAAAAAAAUGGAACGCGGCAUCGAAUUUGUAAAGCAUUUCAAAGCCCACAUCGGCAUGAUAACAUCAAUAGCUUCAAAUUAUAACGGCAGCCUUUUGGCAUCAGCUGGAGUCGAUAAGGAUAUUAAAAUUUUUGACAUUCUGAGUUUUGAUAUGAUCAAUAUGAUAUCACUCAAUUACACUCCUGUAUGGCUUGAAUGGAAUCACGGGGGAAAAGAUUUACAACAUACAAUUGCAGUGUCAGACAAAAAUUCAUCACUUAUACGGAUUUAUGAUGGUAAAGGAUCAGAUGCGACUAUUGCUGAAUUGAAAAUACAUGCUAAACCAGUGACACUUAUUCAAUACAAUGCCACAUUUGAUGUUUCCAUAUCAGUGGACACAUCUGGUAUAAUUGAAUACUGGGCGGGAGCGAAGAAUGAUUACUUGUUUCCAAAAUGUGUAAAAUUCGAAUCAAAAUUGGACACCGAUCUUUACGAGUUCUUCAAACGGAAAACCUCCGUAACAAGUGUUUCAGUCAGCCCCAAUGGAAUUUAUUUUUCGACUACAUCCACUGACAGAAAGAUAAGAGUAUUUACCUUUUUGACUGGAAAAUUAUUUACUGAAAUAGAUGAAAGCUUACAUCAGUUAACAAGCCUACAACAGGAGGAACAACAGGUAUCUAAUAUGGAAUUCGGCCGAAGAAUGGCAAUUGAGCGAGAAUUGGAGAAAUCUGGAAAUCUGAAUUUCUGCAAUGUCAUAUUUGAUGAAAGUGGUUUUUUCAUAAUUUUCUGCACCAUGCUCGGCAUUCACGUUUACAACAUAAUGACAAAUAAUUGCAAAAGGAUAAUUGGCAAAUCUGAAAACUUCAGGCCCAUUCAGGUCGCCUUAUUUCAGGGUAAAAUUAAAAUAACGCAAGCAUCGUCUUCAUUCGAGUUGGAGGCUGCAGUCAACCCGACACUCCAGUCAGUAGCAACAGAUCCUGUAAUUUAUUCUACAGCGUAUAAGAAAAACAGAUUUUAUUGUUUUACUCACUUUGAGCCUCUGAGUAUUGACGGCGAGUCCGAUAGGGACAUUUUCAAUGAAAGACCAACAACAGAAGACGUCCUUGCAGCAACAGAGCCGACCGGCACAGCAUUGACAUGUGAAUCAGCAAUAAUUCAUACAACAUUUGGAGACAUUCAUAUAAAAUUGUUUAACGAAUGUUCACGCACUGUUGAGAAUUUCUAUGUCCACAGUAAAAAUGGUUACUAUAACGGUCACAUAUUUCAUCGCGUUAUAAAGGGGUUUAUGAUCCAGACCGGCGAUCCUACAGGUACUGGCUCCGGUGGUGAGAGUAUUUGGGGAGGAGAAUUCGAGGAUGAGUUUAAACCGAAUUUAAAACACGACCGUCCAUACACCGUCAGCAUGGCAAAUGCAGGUCCGAACACAAAUGGAAGUCAGUUUUUCAUAACUCUUGUACCAACCCCUUGGUUGGACAACAAACAUACUGUUUUCGGACGAGUUGUGAAAGGAAUGGAAAUUGUACAUAAUAUCAGCACGGCAAAAACAAAUCCCAAAACUGACAAGCCGUAUGAUGAAAUCUCUAUUAUAAAUAUCACACUGAAGUAGUUCCAUUAUGGUUCAGAAUUGUGUUAAUAUUCUGUGUGAAUAUGAAUUUGUAAUUACAUUAAAAGAAACAGGCAAAUACUUGAUUUGUAUUAAUAUUGUUGAUAUAAAUAAAAGUUUUGUUAAUGACAA